CUGCAAGCAUUAACCCCUCCCACAGUGACGUUGUGCUAACUAGAUUUGCUCCAUUGUCAGCCUUGUCAGGUAAGGCUGAAACCUGAUAUGUGUAAACAAAGAGCCGUGACAAACACCUGCAUGCACAGGUGGGCAAGCGGAACUGUGACCUUGGAAGGAUUUAUACGUCACAGGGACAAAACAAAAUGGCGGCUGCAUCGACAAGACUUAGUUUGGGGACACAACUCCGUGAAGAAUUGUCCUGCAGUAUCUGCCUGGAGCUGUUCACCAGGCCCAAGGUGCUGCCCUGUCAGCACACUUUCUGUCUGUCACCAUGUCUGGAGAACCUUGCAGGGAGGGGAGGGGCCUUGAAGUGUGCUAUCUGUCGUCAGCAGGUCAGGCUGCCACCCCAGGGGGUCGCAGGUUUGCCAGACAACCACCUGGUUACAAGUCUGUGUGAGAGGCUGCAAAACCAGGCCACACUGUCAGGGGAAACAAAGGAACAACCCCAGUCUGGAAACAGGUGCAGCUUUCAUCCCUCUGAGGUGCUUGAACUAUACUGUAAACAUUGCCAUAUUGCAAUUUGCAAACAGUGCUUAGAAGACGCUCAUGACGGCCAUCUCACAACAACUGCAAAAAAAGCUGCACAGGAAAGGAGUUUGACAGUCCAGACAUUGAUCAAUGAGGGGAGGAACAUUCAAGAAAGAGGUCAUCACCAUGGUAACCAAAGGCAAGGGAGGCAUCAGCCUAAGAAUUUAGUAAUAACAUUUGGAAAUGGAUCAGGGACUGGACAGUUAGAUUAUCCAUAUGGUGUGACAGUGUCAGAUGAAGGGGAAGUCUUUGUAGCAAGCAGGUGGAACAAUGAAAUCCAAGUCUUCACCCUGCAGGGAACAUUUGUCCGACAGUUCCAAACAGUCACGUCCGGCGGACUGAAGAUGGGCCCAGAGGAUGUGGCCAUGGACGGGGAGGGGAACCUGUGGGUGGUGGGGAUGACAGACUACGGUCAGGUACCCCUGCAGUACAACAAACAGGGCAGCGUGCUGGGGACGUUUGAUCUGAAGUUGUCACGAUGGGUGAGGGGAGUUGCCUUGGACACCAGGAGGAACCACAUCCUCAUCACACAAACCACAGGAGACAAGGAUGACAAACAUGGUGAAGUUUUGGUGUUCAGGCCAGAUGGGACACUUGUGAGAACUGUGGGUCAGCAGCAGGGGAUGAAGCAUCCAUGGUACAUCACUGUUGAUGGAGAAGGGAACAUUCUUGUGUCAGACUAUGAUGGUCAUUGUGUCUAUAUGUACAACGAAGACGGACAGUUUCUGUUCCAGUUUGGAGGUGAGGGAAGUGGUGAAGGUCAGCUGAAGGGUCCCCGUGGCAUCUGUACAGACAGGUCAGGUAACAUCAUCGUGUCAGACACGGGAAACAGGCGUGUGGAGAUGUUUGACAAGACAGGAAAAUUCCUCAAACACAUUAACAUUGCUACAGACGUGAAGGUUCCACAGGCUGUUGCCAUGGCACCACAGGGACAGCUGGUAGUGACUGAUUAUGAGAAACACACAGUCAGCAUAUUCCAGAACUUCUGAAUCUGCAAACUCAGCCUGUUGUAGCUAUAGAGUAUUGGUUUGCAACCUUUUUUUACUGUCCAACACUGUUACGGCAUGGCAUUGUGGAUCAUCAAGCAGAGGAAGAUAUCAAUUUCUGCUAAAAUAUGUUUGCUAAAUAAGUCAGCUUUGAAUAAGAAAAAAAACAACUUGUAACUCCCAGUAUAAAGCGGUCUACAGAAAGUGUGAAAUGGAACGAAAUGUGACAAAAUGGAACAAAAUGGAAUGUACGGAAAGUGCAAAAGAAACGAAAAGGAUCGAAAAAAAAUUGGGUAUAUAAGGAAACAGUGCUGUGAAAGGAAAUAAACUAAAAGGUGGGAAAACUGAAUAUCUAAUGUGUUUUAACUACCAUGAAUGUGGCAAGAUUAAAUUU
This is a messenger RNA of Branchiostoma floridae (Florida lancelet), 1950 nucleotides long. Its product is annotated as tripartite motif-containing protein 2-like. NCBI's taxonomy places the organism in Eukaryota, Metazoa, Chordata, Leptocardii, Amphioxiformes, Branchiostomatidae. The record is from RefSeq and is a predicted model, not a curated record. Gene Ontology annotation, cellular component: extracellular region. Gene Ontology annotation, molecular function: zinc ion binding; protein binding. The coding region runs from base 186 to 1559 and encodes 457 amino acids. The transcript has a single exon.